Ichthyophthirius multifiliis is the source of this 1559-nucleotide messenger RNA. Its product is annotated as SET domain protein. Gene Ontology annotation, molecular function: protein-lysine N-methyltransferase activity. The record is from RefSeq and is a predicted model, not a curated record. The annotation marks the transcript as partial. The transcript has 5 exons. Gene Ontology annotation, biological process: peptidyl-lysine monomethylation. NCBI's taxonomy places the organism in Eukaryota, Ciliophora, Oligohymenophorea, Hymenostomatida.
AUAUGGAUGGACACUACCUAGUCUUUGCUUAGUACCUUUUGCAGAUAUGUUUAACCAUAGUUGUGAAUCAACUACACAUUUUAUUGUAAAUAAAAGAUUUGAGAAAGAACCUUAAAAAAAACAUGAAUAAUACAAAAUAAAAAAGAUAAAUUAAAUCUUUAAAUUUUCUAAGAAGAUAAAUUAAUGGAAAAAGAAAAAACAUUUAAAAAUAUUAUUUAUAAAAAUAAAAAAAUAUAAAUUAAAAUAUAUAUAUAUAAUAAAAUAAAUAUAUAAUUAAUAUAUAUUUUUAUUUAUAUGUAUAUAUAUAUAUAUAUUUACUUUUUAUAUAAAUAUAUAAUUAUAUUUAUAAGAAUUUUAAUAUUUUUGAUAAUAAAAUGUAUUCUACAACUGAAUCAGAAGAUAAUGAUACAUCAGAAGACGAUAAAAAAGAACGAAAAAAUUAAAACAAUUAACUAAAAUUUGCUGAAAUGAAAAAGUUUCUUAAUAUUGUUCCAAAAUAAAUAUAAUAAAAAAAAUAUUCUACAAAUAAAAAUUAUUUUGAAGAUGUAUUGUUUUAAAAAGAAGAAGAUGGCUGUAUUAUCAAACUUAACUAAAUAACAAUAAAAUAAAAUAAAAAUUAAUAAAUAUAAAAUUAAAAUCAAGAAGAAGAUGAUUAGGAAUAAUAAUGGUAAAGUGUUUCAAACUCAUCAUCAUAUAUAUCAGAUAUUUCUGACGAAUCAGGUUUUAGUUGGUUCGAUGAAGAUGAUGAGGAUAAUUAUUUUGUAGUAACUACAUAAAAACCAGAAAAAAAAGGCUAAUAAAUUUAUAAUUGUUACGGUUAAAGAACAAAUAAAUUUCUAUUAAUGUGGUAUGGAUUUUGUUUUAAUAAAAAUAGAUAUGAUUCAUAUUCUUUAAGACUUUGGAUAAAUAUGAGAUAAGAAUAAUUAAAUAAUGAUUUAUUUGAAAAAAUAGUUUUUUAAGAAUUUCUAGAAAAAGAAGAUUGUAAAGGAGGAUUUGUUUGGAAAAAAUAAGAAAAAGUUAAUUUAGAUGACAUUACAUAAAAUUUUAGAAUUAAAAAAAAUAAAAUAAAUAUAGAUUUGAUUAUUUAUUUAAGAUUAUAUUUAAUGAUGCAUUAUAAAGGACCUGAUUUAAAAAGAGUUAUGGUAAGUUUACCUGUAUCUCCUGUAUACGAAUGCUUUGUUUUAUCUUUUGCUAUUAGAUUAUUAAGUUAUUUAUUAAGUAGAUUUACUACAACAAUAAAAGAUGAUAAAGAACUUUUAUAAAAUCAAAACUUAAAUUAUAAAUAUAGGUUUGCUAUUAUAUAUAGAUUGAAUCAAAAGGAAAUUUUAUAAGAAUAAAUAUCUUUGAUGAAUUAGGCUUUAAUAUUAUUAAAUUAAUUAAAAGAAAAUUACAUUUUGGACAAAGAUAUGUUAUUAAAGCCAAUGUUUAAUGAAAAAAAUUUAGUUGAAAGUUAUUUAAAUAGAUAUAAACUUAAGCCUUACAUAUUAUAAAUAUAUGAAAGUUAUGAAUAUAAUUUGUUUUAAUUCCCUAAAAAAGAAGUAUUCGAAUGUUUAAAAUGA